AUGGUUUCAAGUGGCAAUGGUGAGAAUAGUGGUGGAGCUAAGGAAUCUCAUGGUACUGAAGUCAAAGGUAAUGUCCGUCUGCACAUCUCAACGUCUCAAAGGGGUCUUAUAAGUGAAGAAAAUUCAGGAAAUGGGUUUAGUGAUGGUUUUUCAGCUCUUUCCAAAAGGCUAAGAUUCCUUAAGUUUGGUAAUUUGUCUUCUCCAUCAGCAAAAUUUCAGCGUAUAGCUGAGGAGAGGGAUGAAGUCUCACGCAAUGUACCUUCUUCUACCAGCCUUCACAUCCGUGAACGCAUGAAUAGGAUUUUCUCUCAGAAAAUUGAUUGGAAUUCUCUUGGGAAAAUUUGCAAGGAAUGGAUAAGGAAUCCCAUGAAUUUGGCUCUUUUUAUCUGGAUUACCUGUGUUGCUGUUUCUGGUGCUAUUCUGUUUAUGGUUAUGGUUGGAAUGUUGAACCAUGCCAUACCAAAGAAGUCUCAGCGAGAUAUUUGGUUUGAAGUCAAUAAUCAAAUUCUCAAUGCACUGUUCACCCUCAUGUGUUUAUACCAACACCCAAUACGAAUAUAUCACCUAGCACUACUAGUCAGAUGGAGUCCAGAAGAUGUCUUAAAGCUCAGAAAAGUUUACUGCAAGAAUGGCACCUAUAAACCCCAUGAGUGGGCACACAUGAUGGUGGUUGUGGCUCUACUCAACAUCAACUGUUUUGCUCAGUAUGCAUCAUGUGGUCUUAACUUGGGAUACAGGAGAUCUGAGCGACCAGCUAUUGGGGUUGGAAUAUGCAUCUCUGUUGCAAUUGGUGCCCCUGCAAUUGCUGGUAUUUACUCCAUGCUUAGUCCACUUGGGAAAGACUAUGAGACUGAGUUGGAUGAAGAAGCACAACUUCCGGUUACCACUGAUGGAAGUAGCCGACCAGAUCAACUGAGGAGACAAUCACUUAAAAAAAGAUUUUCAUUUGCAUUGAGAGAUGAGGAAAGAAACAUCGUGAGUAGACCACUGUGGAGUGGAGGCAUUCUUGAUUUUUGGGAUGAUAUUUCCUUAGCUUAUCUAUCACUAUUUUGUAGCUUCUGUGUUUUUGGAUGGAAUAUGGAGAGACUUGGGUUCGGUAACAUGUAUGUUCACAUUGUUACUUUUCUUCUAUUUUGUAUGGCUCCUUUUUGGAUUUUCAACCUGGCGGCCGUUAAUAUAGACAAUGAUGCUGCCAGGGCGGCGUUAGUUGUUACCGCUGUCGGUGACUUUGUUCUGUGGCUUUGCUGCUGUUGGUGUUCUCUAGCUCAGGAAGCACGGACAGGUAAUUCAUAUGAUAUUGUGGAGGAUAAGUUCUGCAGGCGAAAAGGUGACCAAUUGCCAAUGUCUCCUUUGCCUCGUGAAGAUGGGGAAUUUCAGUUUAGGUCCAGCCCGAGUUCUCCUCUUGGUUACAGCUCCUCUCCAUCGCAUAUUAUGAAAGCUAACUCCCCAAGUCCUAGCCACUUUCCAAAGGAACACUACAGUCCACAAACGCAGCUUUCUUUAAUUCAAGAAGAAUCUCUUAUACAAGUUCAUGUCAUUGCCAGAAGUAAAAUGGUCCAUAAAAGAUCACUGCCUAUAUACUUGGUGGAAUGGAAUUUCCAACUUCUGGUCUUCUGGUAG
Messenger RNA from Fraxinus pennsylvanica, 1620 nucleotides. The record is from the annotation of a GenBank genome assembly. NCBI's taxonomy places the organism in Eukaryota, Viridiplantae, Streptophyta, Magnoliopsida, Lamiales, Oleaceae.